Molecule: messenger RNA, 1461 nt
Organism: Protopolystoma xenopodis
Lineage: Eukaryota; Metazoa; Platyhelminthes; Monogenea; Polystomatidea; Polystomatidae
Source: the annotation of a GenBank genome assembly
AUGACCUCGUUAAAUUGUUUCAAGCAGAAAAUCGCUCUCGAACACCAGACAAACACAGCCUCUCUGCCCGACGGUUCGCAUUGCCCCAAUGCCCACCAUAUUGGGCUAGUGAGUGAGGCCCGCUCGAGCACCAUGCGUCUGGCCCCGCUCGACCGGUCCCCCUGUGAAAGGGCACUGAGUCCAGAGGACACAGGACCCGUCCUUGCACCCAGUCUCGUCUCCUCCAGCUGUAUGGAGGGCUUCGAUUGGCUCCCUAGACGAGGCACCCUUGUAAAGACCGUCAUCUCUCAGCCCACUUCAUGUGAAGCCAGGCGUGAGGACGCCUUGGAAGUGCCGACUCCUGUCUCCCCGUCAACACCAGCGUCGAUUCCGAUCACCUCGGCCUCAACUCACCUGCGUCCUGUCUCCAUGCACUUUGUCAAAGCCACCUCCUUGACGAGCAGCUAUCGGUUCCGUAUAGCCAAUAGCCUCAGCCAGUCUGCAGGAUCUCCUAUUCACUCACUUCGUAACUGCAUUGGCGGCAGUAGUGGUAGCAAUAAUGGUAGUGGAACUACCCCUGUUGCCGUCCUCCCUGGCAAAACUGCAGCCAUUGCCAACAGUCCACUGACCAACAGACCUCCGGAUGUGUCUGGUAUCAAUCCCAAAGUCAAUUCUAGCGCUACUGGUGUGUCCUCUCCGCCGCCUGCCGAGUCCCCCUCCUCUCUAGCCAGCAAGUACUCCUCGCUGCCAGCACCGAUGUCUCCGCAAUCGAAGUCGCCACCGCCAGCUCUACCUGCCGAGGUUGGUUGUUCAAUAGCACUACCACCUUCGGGACGACAUACACAGUCGUCCCCGUGUCCCAGUUCUACGCUUUCUGGCGAUAACAGCUCUUUUCUGGCUGAUGCAUCUGUUGAAAAGGAGAGGCCUUUAAGCUGUCUUGUGCGAAGAGUGGCAGUGUCUAGAUCUAGAAAGAACGGCUAUAAAAAAUUCCCCAUGGAAGAGGAUGAUAUAGAAGAACCGCCCAUCCCCCCCAGCCGUCAUGACAGUCACCUCCAUGGGACCAGGCUUUCUCCGCUCCCUGGUCUCUUGUUGGGACAGCAAUGUCACUUCAAAUUGCCUAACGCUACAGUCCAGCAAGGCAUCAGCGUCAGUGGUGAAUACGAGACUCUGGGUACUCCGCUGCUUCGGUCGCAGCGGCUGCACACUCCCCCACCUCUGAAUGAGGCAUCUGCAUUUUCCGUUCCAGCCGCAACACCGACAAGCUCAGGCUAUCAUCAGCAGCCUCAGCAAUACUCUUCAAGUACUGGGGGGUUAGUAUAUCAACUGACCACUCGGACAGACGGCCAGCCCGCCUACCGGCUCGUCUCGACAGCUGGGCGAACGGAUAUUUCAGGCCAUCGCAAACAUCAAACGGCUUCAGUAGCAGGUGGGGCAGACAUGAACUCAUCAGCGGCAACUCCACAUUUCUUAUUGGUGAUAUAA